GCUGAGGAACAACAUCAGCACAUCUGCUCUCCAGGCGUCAUGAGGCCCCUGCUUCGGGGUCCGGCGAUGAACGACGAGGAGGAGAACUCGGACAGCACCCCGCUCCUGCCGAGCGCCCGGCAGGCCGAAGCGGAAAAUGAAUGAAGUCCAGGAUGGCUCCCCCUCUGAUGCAUCCAAACAGGACAGCAUCCCGGAGACCACCAGACAAAUGCAUCAUCUAAAGAUAGGUGACAGACCCGUCAAGAGGAGGACUCCAGCAUGCUGCUCUGCUCGUUACAACUUAGCGGUUCUGGCUUUCUUUGGUUUUUUCGUUCUUUAUUCGUUACGUGUGAACCUGAGUGUUGCGUUGGUGGACAUGGUAGAUUCAAAUACAACUCUGACCGAUAACAGAACUUCCAAGGAGUGUCCAGAACAUUCUGCCCCCAUAAAAGUUCACCACAAUCAUACGGGUAAAAAGUACCAGUGGGAUGCAGAAACUCAAGGGUGGAUUCUUGGCUCCUUUUUUUACGGCUACAUCAUCACACAGAUUCCUGGGGGGUACAUGGCCAGCAGGAUUGGAGGCAAGCUGCUGCUGGGCCUUGGCAUCCUGGGCACUUCUGUCUUAACUCUGUUCACACCCAUGGCUGCAGACUUGGGAGUGGUGGCCCUCAUCGUGCUGAGAGCCCUGGAAGGAUUAGGAGAGGGCGUUACGUUUCCAGCUAUGCAUGCCAUGUGGUCUUCCUGGGCUCCCCCUCUUGAGAGAAGCAAGCUGCUUACCAUUUCCUACGCAGGAGCACAGCUUGGGACAGUAAUCUCACUUCCUCUCUCUGGAAUAAUUUGCUUCUAUAUGGAUUGGACCUACGUCUUCUAUCUUUUUGGUAUAAUUGGAAUAGUUUGGUUUAUUUUAUGGAUGUGGCUAGUUAGUGAUACACCAGAAACUCACAAGACAAUCUCCCAUUAUGAAAAAGAAUACAUUGUGUCAUCGUUAAAAAAUCAGCUCUCUUCCCAGAAGGUGGUACCAUGGGUGUCCAUCUUGAAGUCACUACCACUUUGGGCGAUUGUCAUUGCACAUUUUUCCUACAACUGGACCUUUUAUACGUUACUGACAUUACUACCCACUUAUAUGAAAGAAAUCCUAAGGUUCAACGUUCAAGAGAAUGGGAUUUUAUCUGCAUUGCCUUAUUUUGGCUGUUGGAUAUGCAUGAUUCUCUGUGGCCAAGCUGCUGAUUAUUUAAGGGUCAAGUGGAACUUUUCAACUAUAAGUGUUCGGAGAAUUUUUACCUUUGUGGGAAUGGUCGGCCCUGCGGUGUUCCUGGUCGCUGCUGGAUUUAUCGGCUGUGACUAUUCUUUGGCUGUUGCAUUCCUGACCAUAUCCACGACGCUAGGAGGCUUUGCCUCUUCUGGGUUUAGCAUCAACCAUCUGGAUAUAGCUCCUUCGUAUGCUGGUAUCCUCCUGGGCAUCACAAACACAUUUGCCACUAUUCCAGGAAUGAUUGGGCCCAUCAUUGCCAAAAGCCUGACCCCUGAUAACACUAUUAGAGAAUGGCAGACUGUGUUCUGUAUCGCUGCUGCUAUUAACGUGUUUGGUGCCAUUUUCUUCAUACUUUUUGCCAAAGGGGAGGUGCAGAAUUGGGCUCUCAGUGACCACCAUGGACACAGAAACUGAAGACGACAACAAAUAAUAACUAAUGUACUUUUAUUUAUCAUGUAAACUGAAAGUGCCUUCGGUAUUUUAACGUGUAAGCAUUCUAUGAGAGAAAAAUAGUACUUGUAUUACAUUUUUAAGGUGAUCAUGAAAUGUUACUAGUUGCGAGAUUAUUUAAAAUGAGCUGUUUUUAAUUAUUAAUAAUGUAUCUGCCAGACCUUACAUUGGGGUUCACAUACCCAGCUGCAAGUUAGGCAGCAUGAUAUAAGGGAGGGUUUAAGACAGUUUUUCUUGGCUGGUCAGUGGUGGUGGUGGUGGUGGUGGUGCUGCUGCUGCUGCUGCUGCUGCUGCUGCUGCUACUGCUGCUGCACGCCUUUAAUCCCAGAUAGGCAGAUCUCUGAGUUCGAGGCCAGCCUGGUCUACAGAGUGAGUUCCAGGACAGCCAGGGCAACAACAACAACAAAAGACAGUGGUUCCCAACUUGUGGCUCAUGACCCCUUUAGGAGUCAAAUGACCCUUUCACAGGAGUCACCUAAGGCCAUCAGAAAACACAAACAUUUACAUUAUGCCUCAUAACAGUAGCAAAAUUAUAGUUAUGAAGUAGCAAUAUAUCAAUUUUAUGGUUGGGGGUCACCACAACAUGAGGAACUGUAAUAAAGGGUCACAGCAUUAGGAAGGUUGAGAACCCCACUGGCUUAAGAAAUGAAGCUGAAAUGGACCCUCCCUCACUAGUACACUUGUUUAGUUAAAUUAGAUAAUCAUCUCAGAUCUUGUUGGAUGCCUGUUUUUGUCUACUGCCCUCAUAAAAAUCGUUGCCAACUCUCCCUAACACGUAGAUCUCAUUAACAUCUCCAUAAAGCCACCAGCCACUGUAAGCCUUGGCCUGGCAGCUGGACCAAGGGAUCCAUGCCCAGGCAGCUGCCAAGCAUUCCCUCCCUGGCUUCGGGGCUGAGAUGCCCAGCAGUUAUCAGAGGCGGCUUCCAAGUGCCGGGUCAAUGCCAAGUGUUUGGCCGACACUCUUUCCCCGUGGCUGUUAACGUGUAGAUAAAGCCCUAAGUGGACCCCAGCAGUCGGAUCCACAGCUACUGUCCGGACACUGCCAGCCUGCCCUUGCCAGCACCCAGGCCUGAUUACCGGCAGGUGACUUACAAAGCAAAGUGGGAUGCCCAGCCAGUCGCAGAUAACAUCAUCUUUGAUUAAAAUGACUUGCACACGAAUCAGAGCAUAAAUGUUUACAUUUAGUUUUUCUAGCUACAUUAGAAUUUUUUUUAAAUGCUUUACAUUUUUUUUCUUCAGUCUGUCUUGAUUUAUGCUUCUGGUUACACUUUAAAGUGACUUUCAGGGCCAGGGGUUUGGCUCAGUGGUAGAGCACAUACCUAGGACUCUGUUCCAUCCAAUAGCAAAGCAGAGCUACAGGGCACCCGAAGCUGGUGAAUCCCCUUUGCCAUGCUUCCUGAAGCCAGCUUCUGGCAGCUUCUCCUGACCAGUGUCUACUGGUUGUUGGGCAUACUGUAAGAGCACCUAAGGAUUGAAAGCCUGCCUUACCUACUGUUGUAUCCGUUCAGCGCUUAUCUGUAACAUUUUAAUGAACUUGGUUAAUAGAACACGGUGUAAAUACAUUUAUAUAAAUUUAUUUUUAAAUUUGUAAAUAUAGGUUAAGUUGCCAUGUGACAUUUCUUUUAUAAAUCAUCAAAAUAAAUCCUUUUGCAUUAA
Molecule: messenger RNA, 3337 nt
Organism: Peromyscus maniculatus bairdii (prairie deer mouse)
Lineage: Eukaryota; Metazoa; Chordata; Mammalia; Rodentia; Cricetidae
Source: RefSeq, a predicted model, not a curated record